AUGUCAGUGAUGCGAGAGGGAUAACUGUACAUGUUUAGUUUGUCGAAGAAGUCUCUUGAUUGAGGUGUAAUCCUCCGUUUGGGCGUUUACCUGAGUCCCAACAACAGUUACCUAUGCACUUUUUGAAGGAUUUUUUCGACACGUGCUUGUGAAUCGACAGAUACGAUGGGAGUCCAAGAGAAUUAAUGUACUUCACGGCUGAUAAAUUAUGACCUUUGGUCAUACAUGGAGAGGAGGUUAUCACGAAAUUCUAAUGAAAGUUACUACGGCGGUUACCACGGUGUAGGAAACAAGUGAUUCCGUUCGAAUCUUCGGUUUGUUUUUCUGGGGGCGCAAAAAUGAAGAAUUUCGCCAUUUGGUACCUUUCGUUUUCGCGUUCGUGGUGGAUACUUUACGGUUUUGCGUUAGUGACGUCGGCGAAAGAAUCGCUGGGAUUUGCGGAAAAUCAAAUUUUUCGAUCGGGAAAUAGUUGGACGUAUGACUUUCGAACGUCCGUGCUGCUUAGCGAACUGCAAGGAAGUGCCAAAGACGUGGGGUUUUUAAUUGAAGGUACUGUGAUUAUAAAAUCGGUGUGGGAAGGUGCCAAUUUGGAGAGACUAUUGCAAGUUGAGUUAAUUUCACCAAAGCUAAACAUUCGAUCAGGACAUGCCCCUAAGCCGGAUGGUUUCAUGUGGCAUACUUCAAAGCUGGAAUCGUUUAAAAACUCGCCAUUCUUAGUCCAUUGGACCAAGGGUAAAAUCCAGAAGAUUCUGCUAAGGAAAGACGAGCAGCUCGCGUUGAUUAACCUGAAGAAGGGCCUCGCCAGUCUCCUGCAGUUCCAAACCUUGGAUCAAGAAAUUAGCGAAAUUGAUUCUUCCGGCCAGUGCGAUGUGAAAUACACAUCCUUGGGACCGCACUCCUUUACAAAGACAAAAGUGGCGUGCUCCUCCUCUGAUUUGCCUUCGUACUCCAACCCGGACCCCGUCUUAAACACCAAAGUGGAAUCUAACAGGAUAGCAACGUACGAGCUAGGUGGUGAUCAGGGAUAUUUGCACUCUAUAAAUCUGAGCGAGGAGCAUUUAAUGAUACUGAACGCCAAGGAAAACGUGGGGAACAAAGUUGUGAUUCACCAAUCGUUGGCGCUCACGGACUCUUCCACUACCGACCAACUGAUGGGAAACACCAUGGACGAGGUUAUAAGUAACGUAAUGGACAAAAACGUAUUUACUGAAGAAUCUCUUUUGACUGAACGCGAAUUUCUUCACUCCGAGCCCAUGACAUUUAGAAGUGCAGUGAAAGAAAGUAAAAGCAAUUUAAAGUCAAAAGCCAUCGGAUCCUUAGACUCAUCGAAGAUCAUUGGAAGACUGGUCACUAUCGGAAGAACUAGCAGCAAGGAGGAUAUUAUGAAAACACUUGGCAACAAAAAGAACAAUGCCAUCUUAAACCAGUUGUACGACCUACUGGGGAUAAUCCAAACGGAUGCGUCUCACCAAGCGGCGAUGAAGCAGCUAUUUUUUGAUGACAAAAACCACGAGGAACGAAGCGAGCGAUAUUUGUGGUCACUAUCAGUAUCUCCCCAAACCAAUCCCGAAAUUUUAAGUGACCUCCUUCGGAGAUACCGAAAGCUGGCAAACAUGCCAGACAAAGUAAAGGAAACACUUUUAUUGACAAUCGCCACAAUGUCUUAUAAGCUCUCUACUUCCCCCAACUUUGAUAAGUACUACAAGAUUUAUGAAGAGGCCGAAGAGACGGUCGUGAACGGUUUGUCCUACGCGAAAGACGAUGAAAGGUACGCGAGUCUUAGGGCGCUAAAGAACCUAAAGUCCAACACGACGAUACCAAAAUUGCUCGAAGUUCUAAAGAACGGUACCGACAAGGAACGGGUUCUUGCGUGGAAAGCGCUAGCUUCGUUUCAUCCGUCGCAAUGGAAUGAGGAGAUCUUGUCGACGGCCGUGACCACAUUUUUCCAAAUGGAUAGGAAGCACGAUACUAGUAGUCGGACGUUGGCACUAGACAUCUUGUUGGAAGCGAAUCCGUCCGAUUGCCUACUGAAGAGGCUAAUUUACUUUCUUACCACCAAGUGCAAAAGUUUUGAGGUGCUGCAGUAUCUUAUGCAGAAAUUGAACAUGAUGUCAGAGUCAAGUCCAGAUUUUAAAGCAAAAAUUCAGGCGAUCAUACGAGGAGAUUCCAUGUUGAACAACUACGCCACAUUGUCCGAAAGGGGAUUGUCCACCGCGCUAAAGAGAAACUUUUUGGUGAGCGACGCAAGUAACGGUACUUUAAUUGCAGUGCAAGAAAUUCAAAGCGGAAUUGUCAAGCGUGGUAUUGUAGACGUUGUGUUGGAGAAGUCGGACGCUAGGCAAGAGCUACUGCGGUUAGGCAUCUUUACCAGCGGCCUUGCUAGCCUAAUUUCUAGUGAGACCGAAGGGGCUGAAUCGGAUGAGGCCGCUACCGCCGGUAUUGAGCUCACGAUUAUGGGAACCCAAAUACGACCGUUUGUGUUCUUUAAUGGUCAAGGAGAACUAAUGGGGCACGUUUGGUCGGGUACCGCAUCGGAAAUGACACCUGCGUACCAGGCGCUAUUAAUGCCGUACAAUCACUUGCAAUACCUAAGGCUAGCUCCAGGAUUCAUUUGUGAAAUGGAUCUUAAAGGUUCGGCGUCUUUUGAUCUCUCCGGCAAAGUUGAAUUUUCACUAUGGAAUCGAAACGGUGUUUCCCUAAUAGAAAAAUCCGCCGGUUUGUUCGUCGACGGCUACAUUCGUCUGGAUACCGAAUUCGUCAAAUCGCAAACCGAAUUCACCCUCUUAAUGGAACCGAAGUUUAGCCUGCAGACCGAUCUCAACUUUUCCUCCAGUAUAAGUUUAUGUAUGAGACUCUCUCAGCCAGACUACGUGUACAGACACAACAUCUAUAAAAGUGAACGAGUGCCGGGAACUAAACAUCAAAUUAGAAAAUCGAAAUACCUUAGGUACGUUAUUCCAGGAAAGACUUACUCUCUUAAUAAGAAGAAUAAUGAUAUGUGUAACUUACUUAAAAUGUAAAUGUUAUCUAUUGAUGCUAAAGAGGUUUUUUAAU
Molecule: messenger RNA, 3054 nt
Organism: Photinus pyralis (common eastern firefly)
Lineage: Eukaryota; Metazoa; Arthropoda; Insecta; Coleoptera; Lampyridae
Gene: Mtp
Product: microsomal triglyceride transfer protein large subunit
Exons: 10
Coding region: 339-3020 (893 amino acids)
Biological process (GO): lipid transport; lipoprotein metabolic process
Cellular component (GO): basolateral plasma membrane; Golgi apparatus; endoplasmic reticulum
Molecular function (GO): lipid binding
Source: RefSeq, a predicted model, not a curated record